This is a messenger RNA of Brassica rapa (field mustard), 3046 nucleotides long. Its product is annotated as putative RING-H2 finger protein ATL71. The record is from RefSeq and is a predicted model, not a curated record. NCBI's taxonomy places the organism in Eukaryota, Viridiplantae, Streptophyta, Magnoliopsida, Brassicales, Brassicaceae.
GUUUUUAUUUUUUUGUAAGAUUCCUAAAAUUAGAUAAUAACAACUGGAUAUAUAUACUAUAUGUGGAUACUAAAAUUCAUACUAGAAAUUUGGUUGUUUUAUAUUUGGAAAUCAGGAAAUAAAAAAUUUGUGGACACAAAAUCUAUAGAACACAAUAAUACAAUCAUGAGCAGAUCCAACAAUUAUUUUAGUAUGGGGCAUGCAGUUUAAAUCAUUUCUAAAACAGGGACACUUACAUAAAUUUUAAGUUAAUUACUGGAAAAAAAAAUCAGAGUGGGGGCACAUGCCACACCCAUGCCCUUUUUGGGUUCGUCCUUGGAUGUACUCAUGUUCAAGUUAACAUGAUGAUAAUAACUGUGUUUGCAAGAUCAAUAAAUAUUACAAGACUAAAACUAGCUAAACAAGGUCGAUGUGUUUGAGGGAGAGAACUCAAGGUCGAGUUGUAUAUGUGUGCUGGGAAUGUGCUUGUUCUCUCGUCUUCUUUUACUUUUUAUACUUGUCUAUGCCGUUUUAUGUCGGUAUUUUCUCACCUUGCUCAUUAGAUGACGAAGAUCUCGGGAUUCUCUUUCACUUCCUUCUGUGUGAAUUUCGCAACUUCUUGGAAUAUCCAUCGUCAUGUGUCAACAAAGCAGAAACAAUUCGGAUUCUCUAUGCGACAUCUUCUUCGUCGAGGUUGAAGUCAAACGUCACAACCAUCGUGAAGUCAUAUUCUUCUGGCUGAUUCAUGAUUUGGGCCAAUACUAUUUAUGUAAAUUAUAUACAUUAAAUUUUAAAACAAUAUAACUGCAAGUAUAAAAUAUUUCCACAUCAAAUUAAUAUAAAAAUUAACUAAUUUCAUAUAAAUAUGUAUAUUUUAAUCAAAAUUAAAUGCAAGUUCAAAAUGAAGUGUAAGUUCAAAACUCAAUGCAAGUGUAUCCUAACGAAUACAAAACUAAAAAGAAAGUAAAUAUUCGAAAUAUUCUUAAAUCCAAAAAUCAGCAUAAAUAUGUUAUUAACUUAUUAUCAAGUUUUAAAAUUUAAAUUGUUAAAUUUAUUUGUAUUCAAACGCGAUAAAAUACAUUAAAUCGGUUUAUUAGGAAAUAUCAUAAGAUAACAAAAAAAAGCCAAAAUAAAAUAAAAUUUCUCAUUUUUGAAUGAUUGGUAAAUCAAAAGUUGAAUUACUAAUAAAUUUAAGUUUUCAUUUUAUAAAAAAUAUUUUUUCUGGAAGUUAUUUAUGUACAUUGAGCAAGAAACCACCUAGUGGAUUUUAACUAUAACCACUACUAAAAUUGCCAGUUUUCUGCCACCAUCUGUGCAUUAAAAGUGAUGAGAAUAAGCAGCCAACAAGACUAUCAAAUAAGUCAUCUCAUUCGAGUACUCACCAUGACAUGGCUCAAUAUUUGAUCAAGAAGCCCCAUGAAAUUAUUCUAGAGGCUGAACAUGGAUCUUGUGGGACAAAUUUAAUCCAUCAUCGUACAUUCGUACACUGAGAUGGUGUACUAAGCCCACGACUCCAGGCUCCAGCUUUCUGCUGAUUCGAGGGAUUAUCUACACUUAGACCAAUUAGUUUUGCCAGAUAACAAGAAAAAGUCAAAUAAUCUCAAUCAUUACAAUCAAUAUUAUAUAAUCAAGUGUUAGAAAACAUGAGAGACGGCUAUGACUAAGACAUGCAAAGUCGCAUGUUGUACAAAGAAAAAAAAACGAAGACGAUUUGAUUAUAUUAUUUAGAACAAGAAAAUUAUGGACUGCUUAGACUUGAAAUUGCAUCUAGGCCAACUUGAUUAAUAUAUUGGUUUUGCUUCACGUAACUUAUAUACAAACCUUCUUUAAAACUUUAUGUAAACCAAAUUGUAAACAAGAAAAAAUAUCAUCAGCUAAGCAACGCUGGCAUCAAAUGUAUUUCAAAUGAUUAACGUCUAACAAAACUUUUAUAUAUGUGAAAGUUAUUAAACGCCACUAGUAUUUAUUAUCAUAUUUGAAGCCGCCCUUACCCAAGAAAAACCUAUAUGACAUAUAGCUUACAUUUAAACGUUGACUCUCCAACUUCAUCAACGUGAUGACCAAAAACAAAACAUUCACUCAUUUUCUCGUAUUCUCAUCAUUCAGAAAACACACAAAAAUUUAUUAAAAUCCAAUGGCUGCAAUGAAUACCACGCCUGACUCCGACCGGUAUAUACCAGCCACUGAUAGGAUCGGUGGCUUCGCUUACGGGCUAGGUGUCUCCAUUGGUAUACUUCUCCUCAUCACCACAAUCACCCUCGCUUCUUAUUAUUGCACAAGAACCCAUAUCUCCGCCUCUCCAACGACCACUCCGAGGACAAGACGCAGGCAAAGACAGGUCAAUGUAACUUCACUACCUGGCGAAGAACGUUUUCAUUUGGACGGUGACGAUCAAAACGACACCGUCGUGGUCGAAAUCUUGGGACUAAACGAUGAAGAAAUCAAGAGUUUCCCUAAGCUUCCUUACGAAGAGGCUCGCGUGAGUUAUAGCUUGCAAAAGGAUUCCACUGCGACGUCGUGUUGUUCUAUAUGUCUUGCGGAUUACAAGAAGACAGAUAUGAUCAGGGUUUUGCCAGAUUGUAACCAUUUGUUCCACGACAAGUGCGUUGACCCUUGGCUCAAGCUUCAUCCCACGUGUCCCGUGUGUCGUACGUCUCCCUUGCCGUCUCCGGCGAUGACACCUGUCGCCGACGACGUUACAUUUUCCCGCCGGCCCAUGGAUAUUUGACAUUUUUCCUCUUUCUUUUAUUUUUUUUAAUAUAUUUUGAUUCUUGUUGACAUUUAUUAGAGUAUAUUAUCUUCAAGCUGUAAAUUUCACGGGUGUUAUUUGGUUGCUUAUACAAAAUACAAACAAUAUUAGUGAUUUAUUUUGAGACGAUUUGUAAUGUUAAUAUGUACGUUUAAGAUUAUAAUAUAUAGCGAAAAUGUGGAAAAUAUACAUUUACCAUUUUAAUUCUACUUACAAAAGCAUUUUAAAAAUAUAAAAAAGAAGAGGAGAAAAAUUAAAUUAAGAAGAAAAGUAGUAUAUUAUACAGUCGAAGUUGUUUUACAAAAAAAAAAAAAUUAU